UCUCGGUUGAUAACUCUAUGUACUUUAUUUGCAUUGACAAAGUAAUUAGAAAUGGCUGCUGAAAUAAAGCCAGCAUCGCGACCAGCAAAUAAUCGUUUUUCCACAACAAAAAAACCGGCUUUAUUAUCAAAAUUAGAGGGUUGUAAUGAUGAUAUUAAUGCUGCAGUAUUAAUUCCUGGUGAAGAUGGAGUGAUUAGUGUUUCAGAUGACAAAACCGUUCGAGUAUGGCUAAAAAGAGAUUCAGGGCAAUAUUGGCCGAGUAUUUGCCAUUAUAUGCCGUCAGGAGCUACGUCAAUGUUUUACACUGUAGAAACUCGUCAGUUAUUUAUUGGACAAGAUAAUGGCACAGUGUCAGAAUUUACAUUAGCUUCAGAUUUCAAUAGACUUCAACCAGUACGUGAAUAUAUCGCACAUCAAGCACGAGUUACAGAAGUGUUAUUUGCAUUAAAUUGCGAAUGGGUUUUAAGUAUCGGUCGCGAUAAAGUUUUUAUGUUCCAUUGUACACAUACGGGACAUAGACUUGGUAUUUACACAGCUGAAGCCUGGUGCACAGCAUUACAGUUUGAUGCACAAUCUAAACACGCAUUUGUUGGUGAUUAUUCUGGUCAAAUAACAAUGUUGAAGCUAGACAAUUCUGGUGCAACCGUUGUAACCACAUUACGUGCACAUACUGGAUCUGUUCGAACAUUAGCUUGGGAUUCAGAGAAACAAAUGCUAUUCAGUGGUUCAUUUGAUCAACUUGUUAUUGUAUGGGAUAUAGGAGGGCGUCAAGGAACUGCAUACGAGCUACAAGGACACAACAACAAAGUAUCAGCUUUGGCAUAUGUAAGUAGUAUUGGACAAUUAAUAAGUGCUGGUGAGGAUGGUGUAUUAGUAUUUUGGGAUAUGACUCAACCACGCAAAGAGACGCCAGAAUGGAGUGAAUCAGAUACAUGUCAAUUAUGUAAUCGUCCAUUCUUUUGGAAUUUACGUGCAAUGAUGGAUCAACGACAGUUAGGUUUACGUCAACAUCAUUGUCGUUAUUGUGGAAAAGCUGUUUGUGAUAAAUGUUCCGUUGGUCGUCAAGCCAUACCCAUAAUGGGCUUUGAAUUUAAUGUACGCGUAUGUGAUCCAUGUAAUGCAACGUUAGACGGUAUUGAAAGACCUUCAAGAGCAACGUUUCAUGAUGUUAAACAUCCUGUUGUUGCAAUGCAUUUAGAUGAAGCUAGAAAAAGAAUAUUGACUGUUGGACAAGAUCGUCUUAUUAAAGUUUGGGAUAUUUCUGCUCUUUUUUAAAUUAUUUUCUUUAUAUUUUUCAUUCUCAGUCAGUAUUUAAUGUUAUUGUGUAUCGCGUAAUGUAUUUAUGUAAACUCAAUAAAGUUGUUAACUUUAGUUUCCUAUACACAUACAUCAAGUGGGUGCAUUAAACUUUUUGUUUUAUACGUACUAUUUCAAAUAAAAUGUCAUAGAUAUAUUCCUAUUUUUAAGGAAUGUGGAAUUUGUAAGUUUAGGCGAAAGAAAGAAACCAACUUUAAAAUAUAAAGAGAUCUAACGACAGUCAUAUCAUAUUAUGCUAAUUCAUAAUUCAUUAGCUGAUGUAAAUAAAAAAUAUUUAUUGAAAAAUAUCUAUGAGUGGUCAUUUGUCACUGCCAACUGCUUGUGACGUUUAUUUAAAUAUUUUCUACGGUGUACGAUGUAAUGUAGGUCUGCAUGCAAAGGCCAUAUUAGUGUUGUCAAUUUGGGAUAUUUUCCCUUAAAUUUAGAUUAUUUUUUUCAUUUUGGGGAUUUUCAAAGUAUGCUUAGAGGUCUCCAUUUAUAUACCAUACACCGAUAAGUUCACAGAAAGAAUAAAAUAACACAGUUAAUGAAUUUGAACUUCGA
This is a messenger RNA of Chrysoperla carnea, 1860 nucleotides long. It is a transcript of the gene Wdfy2, whose product is annotated as WD repeat and FYVE domain-containing protein 2. NCBI's taxonomy places the organism in Eukaryota, Metazoa, Arthropoda, Insecta, Neuroptera, Chrysopidae. Bases 52 to 1275 code for a protein of 407 amino acids. Gene Ontology annotation, molecular function: metal ion binding; protein binding. The record is from RefSeq and is a predicted model, not a curated record. The transcript is spliced from 3 exons.